Molecule: messenger RNA, 1281 nt
Organism: Durotheca rogersii
Lineage: Eukaryota; Fungi; Ascomycota; Sordariomycetes; Xylariales; Xylariaceae
Exons: 8
Coding region: 1-1281 (426 amino acids)
Biological process (GO): proteolysis
Molecular function (GO): metallocarboxypeptidase activity; zinc ion binding
Source: RefSeq, a predicted model, not a curated record
AUGAAGCUCCUCCAGUUGCUAUUGCUCAUCGCCCCUUUAACUCUCUCCCUCCGCCUCGAUCGGCGGGGUAAAGUCGUAUAUGACGGUUAUAAGAUCUUGCGUGUGGUGCCCGGAGGUGAUGUCGCCGCUUUCGAGGCUCAGCUAGAAUCACUCGAGGCCAUCGACCUGACCCAUAACCAUGGUCAUCUAGACGAGGAGCACUUUGAUGUUGCCAUCCCGCCCGAGAGCCUCGCUGCAUUUGAAGCCCUUAACCUCACUUCCGAAGUAUUGUCCGAGGACCUUGGCGCCGACAUUGCCCUCGAAGGAGAGCUUGCCGAGUACCCAGAGCCCGAACUGGCCGCUGCCGCUGCUCUGCCUAGCCUGGACUGGUUUCAAGCAUACCACGCCUACAGCGCACACUUGACCUUUCUGAGAGACCUCCAGUCGGCUUUACCCUCCAACUCGGAGCUGAUCACGGCCGGGAAGUCGUUCGAAGGCCGCGACAUCCAGGGCAUCCACCUGUGGGGAAGCGGCGGGAAAGGCUCGAAGCCGGCUGUCUACUUCCAUGGCAACGUCCAUGCUCGUGAAUGGAUUUCGUCCAAGGUUGUCGAAUACAUCGCGUACCAGCUGGUUGCCGGCUAUGGAAAUGACGCGGCCGUGAAAGCCUUCCUCGAUAACUAUGACUUCUAUAUCCUGCCCGUCGUGAACCCAGACGGUCUCAUCUAUACGCAAUCUACGAACCGCUUGUGGCGCAAGAACCGCCAGACCCGAUCCAGCACCUCCGCGGUAGGGACGGAUAUCAACCGGAACUGGCCGUACAAGUGGGACGGCACAGGCUCGUCCACCAGCCCCGGAUCAGGUCGGUACCGUGGCGAGAGAGCCGGUGAUACUCCAGAGAACACUGGAAUCCGACAACUGGGCGAUCAGCUGGCUGCAGGGCGUGGAAUCAAACUCUAUAUUGACUGGCAUAGUUACGGCCAAUACAUCCUCACGCCGUACGGCUAUUCCUGCUCGGCAUCAGCCGAGAACCAGAGCAGGCAAAACACCCUGGCCAGGAGUACCGCCAACGCCAUCACGAGUCUCUACGGCACCGCAUUCACCACCGGUCCUAUCUGCAGUACGCUAUAUGCCACGGCUGGUGGUAGUACUGAUUAUUUCACCGACGUAAACAAAGCCGAGUUCGGGUGGGCCAUUGAGCUCAGGGACACCGGGCGGAACGGAUUCACCCUACCCGCUACCCAGAUUCUGGCGAGUGGUGAGGAGGCUUGGGUAGGAAUUAAGUAUCUACUAACCAACUUUUGA